Messenger RNA from Seminavis robusta, 1536 nucleotides. Lineage: Eukaryota; Bacillariophyta; Bacillariophyceae; Naviculales; Naviculaceae. The record is from the annotation of a GenBank genome assembly.
AUGGCGUCGCAAAAGGAAGACUCAAAUUACAAGGGUACUCUGUCGGCUCCAAUGACUAUGCUGAGAGGACCAACUGGCAGUCCAUCCCAGGCUCCAUCAUCUGUAACUGGUGGUGCUCAUCACCUAGUCUCACUGUUGCCGGAGGGGACACAGUUGGCACUUGAAGACACAAAUUCUCCACAAUCCCAGGCCUACUAUUGGCUCAUGGGUGACAGAAACCUUCCUUUCCUCACUGAUGACCGCAUCAAGCAACGGUUCACUCUCACAGCCAUUUAUUUUGCAACCAAUGGAGACGAUUGGACUGACAAUACCAACUGGCUCCGUUACAAUGUUCAUGAGUGUGAAUGGUACAACCAACCAUCCUUUGGUUUGAAACACGUGCUGGCCCAGUUGUAUCCAGAUUACCUCAUUGGGUUUCAUGAGGUAACCCCCACAAUUUGCAAUGAUGAUGGAAUCUACCACCACUUGUGGCUAGACCAAAACCACCUAGUUGGUUCCCUACCCCAUGAGUUGUAUUUGUUGACCUCUCUACAAACCUUCUCUGCUGUAUUCAAUGAGCUGGAGGGGGGGAUAUCAAGUCAAAUUGGGCUCUUGACCAAUCUGGAGGGGAUGGAUCUUGCCUUCUCCUUUCAAAAAGCCGGUACAAUACCAUCUGAAAUAGGCAUGGCAACAAGUUUACGAGUCCUUGGACUCGUAUCAAAUGGCCUCGAGGGUUUCAUUCCAAGUGAACUAUGGCUUCUGACCAAACUGCAAGGGUUUCUAGGUCUAUCACAGAAUCCACAAUUGGAAGGUAUUCUUCCUACAGAAAUUGGUCAAUUCUCCAAUUUGAAGGUGCUGAACCUGGAGGACUGUGGUCUCAGAGGGACACUUCCUUCUGAGCUGGGCCAAAUGGACUCUCUGGAGUGGCUCUUCGUUCCUCGAAAUGGCAUUAAUGGUACUAUCCCCACAGAGCUUGGGUUCCUCCACCAGAAUCUAUCAGUUCUUUCCCUCUUGGAAAACAAUCUAACCGGAACACUACCAAGCCAGCUAGGGGAAUUGACAUCAUCUACUGCAGUCAGCGUCCACAACAACCAGUUGACAGGGACCCUCCCAAGGGAGUUUGGACAGCUGACAUCGCUUACCAUGGGACUCACUUUCCAUAACAAUCAGCUUACAGGGACUCUGCCAACAGAGCUCUCCAGCAUACUCUCCCUGCAAAAUCUACAGUUCCAAAACAACAGAUUCAUAGGCCAGAUUCCCAGUGAGUUUGGUCUCCUUUAUUCACUCAGCUGGCUGGAAAUGGCAAACAAUUCCUUGUCUGGAAUUGUACCUCAAGAGCUGUCAGCACUGCAGCAAUCCCUCCACACAUUGACACUACAAGACAACCCUCUUUUGUCUGGAAGCCUACCAGAUGCACUUUGCCAAACCAAUGGAACUUGCACCAGCAAUAUCUUGUUUCAGUGUGAAGGCAGCUAUGGCUUGUCCUUUGACUGUACCGACAUUUUGUGCGGUUGUGGCUGCAGCUGUGGAGCCAAUGGAGCAAACAGCACAGAGUGA